AGCCGAUUGUCGUCUAUGUAGUAAAGGCACUCUUGGCCAAUGAAGAUCCUGACGUCGAAAAUAUUCGUCAGACCCUCAGCUGAACAGCAAAGCCACGAUCUAAAUAAAAAGUCCUAGACCAUACAUACAUAGACCAUAGACUAGACCCGAGAAACGGCUUAUGCAUCUCGAUCUGGACCCGACCCGUGUUACAUCAUCUCGCCAAGUAAGUUGAUUGGCUCAUCCUUCUAUAAUAAAAUUGACAGGGUCAAUUUAAGAUGACCAGAUACCCCGUACUAAACCUAAACCGGACUCUUAAAGGAUCACAUCUGCCAAGAUGAUCUCCCCAUAAUCAGCUGCACAGCCAAGAGCAGUGACAUAUCGGGUUUUGAGGCUUCGAACCCUUGGCUCUGCUGCCUUAUGGGAUCCAUCGUUUUUGAUAUGGAGUCCUAGGUAUAUAAACUUAUGGUCUCCCAAAUCACGCUCGCUAUUCUCGGUCUGGCUUCUACCGCCGUUGCGACAUACAGCCCCUUGCAGCUGAGGAACCUCCACAACCUGCGCCAAGAACAUGUUGUCGUCGAGGUGCGACAGGUAUCUUCGGCAGAGCCUGAGAUACCUACAAUCACGCAAAGCCCCGAGUGUUUUUCUGCCCUAGCGCCGCUGGGCUCCGACCUCCCCAGUGUCCCGCUCGAGCUGCUGUCGUACAUGGAGUCGUUUGCUGCGACGGCCGACGUCAGCAACCCGACCAUCUUGUGCGAGGCCACCCAGGUGCCUCAGUCGCUGUCUUCUCUGUACAGCUCGUACGACCAGGCAGCUAGCAGCUGGCUCAGCAAGCACAGCAGCGACUUACAAGUCGCUGUUACUAAGUGCGGCGGCAGCGAUGCCCAGGUCAGCGAGGCAGUAGCUUCUAUCAGCGCUUUCAUUGGAGAUGGAUGCGGUGCUUCUUCGAGCGGUGCUUCUUCGAGCGCGGCUUCCGCCGGGUCCGCCGGGUCUACAACCGCAUCGCAGGGUCUUGCCGCCCGACCUACCGGUAUGGUUGCAGGUGCUAUGGCUGCCGCCGGUGCUCUUGGCGUCGCGGUACUCCUAUAGUUGGAUCCCUGGUAUGCGUAUACACUAGCGUUGAAAACGGACUCUUUUGUAUAAAUUAGACAAUAUAUUGUUAAAACUGGUAGUGACACUACAUGAGAUGAGGGUUGUGAUACUGUGGAAUGAUAGUGGUGUCACCAUUGAUUGUUUAGGUAUAUUCCGUAUUCCAUAUUCUGUAUUUGCGUACGUAAACCUCGGUG
This is a messenger RNA of Daldinia decipiens, 1265 nucleotides long. RefSeq lists its product as uncharacterized. The transcript is spliced from 4 exons. The record is from RefSeq and is a predicted model, not a curated record. The coding region runs from base 445 to 1068 and encodes 207 amino acids. Lineage: Eukaryota; Fungi; Ascomycota; Sordariomycetes; Xylariales; Hypoxylaceae.